AUGAGUAAAAUCUCUGCCCCACCGCCUGGACCUCCUGGUCCUGGACCAGUAGGACCUCCUGGGGCUGUUGGUGGUCCUGGAGGUAUGGUCAUGACUUCAACGGGGGGAUCACUGCUCCCCUCUUCUCCUCCAGAAUUGCCAAUGUUUUGCUGUCCGAGGAGACCAAGUUUAGGUAGAGAAGGUAGACCGAUAGCACUUCGCGCAAAUCAUUUUCAGAUCUCAAUGCCCCGUGGGUACGUUCAUCAUUACGACAUUAACAUUCAACCAGAUAAAUGUCCGAGAAAAGUAAAUAGAGAAAUUAUUGAAACCAUGGUACAUGCUUAUUCGAAAAUUUUUGGUUCUUUAAAACCGGUUUUCGAUGGAAGGCAAAAUUUAUACACAAGGGAUCCUCUCCCGAUUGGAAAUGAUAGGGUCGAAUUAGAAGUAACACUUCCGGGUGAAGGAAAAGAUAGAGUUUUUCGGGUAACAAUUAAAUGGGUGGCACAAGUUUCAUUAUUCGCACUGGAAGAGGCACUGGAAGGUCGUACGAGGCAAAUACCCUUUGAUACGAUUUUGGCCUUAGAUGUUGUUAUGCGUCAUUUACCGAGUAUGACAUACACUCCUGUAGGUCGUAGUUUUUUCUCUAGUCCCGAUGGAUAUUAUCAUCCUUUGGGAGGUGGAAGAGAAGUGUGGUUUGGUUUUCAUCAAAGCGUACGGCCCUCGCAGUGGAAAAUGAUGUUGAACAUUGAUGUUUCGGCCACUGCGUUUUACAAGGCUCAACCGGUGAUUGACUUUAUGUGUGAAGUUUUGGAUAUACGAGAGAUUAACGAACAACGAAAAACUCUCACGGAUUCGCAAAGAGUUAAAUUUACGAAAGAAAUAAAAGGACUUAAAAUAGAAAUAACGCAUUGCGGUACAAUGAGGAGGAAAUACAGAGUGUGUAAUGUAACUAGGAGGCCAGCUCACAUGCAAAGUUUUCCAUUGCAAUUGGAAAAUGGUCAAACGGUAGAGUGUACUGUUGCAAAAUACUUUUUAGACAAAUACAAAAUGAAAUUAAAGUAUGCCCACUUACCUUGUCUUCAAGUUGGUCAAGAGCAUAAGCAUACAUAUCUUCCUUUAGAAGUUUGCAAUAUUGUAGCUGGACAAAGGUGUAUAAAAAAAUUGACUGACAUGCAAACAAGCACGAUGAUAAAAGCGACAGCGAGAUCUGCUCCCGAUCGAGAAAAAGAAAUCAAUAGUUUAGUUAGACGAGCUGAUUUUAAUAACGACGCAUACGUUCAGGAAUUUGGCCUAACGAUAUCAAACAACAUGAUGGAAGUUAGAGGGAGAGUUUUACCACCUCCGAAAUUGCAAUACGGUGGAAGAUCGUCUCUUUUAAGCAGCGACGAAUUUGCUAUUAGAAAUUCUUUUCAUGCCAAACAACAAGCAAUGCCGAUCGGCGGCGUUUGGGACAUGAGAGGGAAACAAUUUUUCUCAGGGAUAGAAAUCCGCGUUUGGGCCAUUGCUUGUUUCGCACCGCAAAGAACUGUUAAAGACGAUGCAGUAAGGGCUUUUAUUCAACAACUUCAAAGAAUUUCAAACGACGCUGGAAUGCCGAUUGUUGGACAACCAUGCUUUUGUAAAUAUGCCACGGGCCCCGAUCAAGUCGAACCCAUGUUCCGGUACCUGAAAUCUAGUUUUCACGCUUUACAAUUAGUUGUUGUCGUAUUGCCGGGAAAAACUCCCGUGUAUGCUGAAGUCAAACGCGUCGGCGAUACAUUACUAGGAAUGGCAACUCAAUGUGUUCAAGCGAAAAAUGUUAUAAAAACCUCUCCGCAAACUCUGUCGAAUUUAUGUUUAAAAAUAAACGUUAAAUUGGGCGGUAUUAAUUCGAUACUUGUACCUAGCAUUAGACCAAAGGUGUUCAACGAACCGGUAAUAUUUUUAGGAGCAGACGUAACUCAUCCACCUGCUGGUGAUAAUAAAAAACCUUCCAUUGCUGCCGUCGUGGGAUCGAUGGAUGGUCAUCCCAGUCGUUAUGCAGCUACCGUGAGAGUUCAACAGCACAGGCAAGAAAUAAUACAGGAACUCAGUUCGAUGGUGAGAGAGCUUUUGUUAAUGUUUUACAAAUCUACGGGAGGUUAUAAACCUCAUAGGAUCAUCAUGUAUCGUGACGGUGUGUCGGAAGGACAAUUUUUACACGUGGUUCUUCAACACGAAUUGACGGCCGUUAGAGAAGCUUGCAUUCAAUUGGAAGGAGAUUACAAACCCGGUAUAACUUUUAUCGUUGUGCAAAAAAGACAUCACACGAGAUUGUUUUGCGCCGACAAGAAGGAACAAUCGGGUAAAAGUGGAAAUAUACCGGCUGGAACGACGGUUGACGUCGGAAUCACGCAUCCGACGGAAUUUGAUUUUUAUUUAUGCAGUCACCAAGGAAUUCAGGGAACAUCCAGACCGAGUCACUAUCACGUUUUGUGGGACGAUAAUCGUUUCGAUUCGGAUGAACUUCAAUGUUUGACUUAUCAAUUGUGUCAUACCUACGUGAGAUGCACGAGGUCCGUGUCCAUACCUGCUCCUGCCUAUUACGCUCAUCUUGUUGCAUUCCGUGCGAGGUAUCACCUGGUGGAAAAAGAACAUGACAGCGCCGAAGGUUCGCAUCAGAGUAGUUGUUCGGAAGACAGAACGCCGGGAGCCAUGGCCAGAGCAAUAACAGUUCAUCCGGAAACGAAGAAAGUCAUGUAUUUCGCAUAG
Molecule: messenger RNA, 2709 nt
Organism: Pediculus humanus corporis (human body louse)
Lineage: Eukaryota; Metazoa; Arthropoda; Insecta; Psocodea; Pediculidae
Product: eukaryotic translation initiation factor 2C, putative
Exons: 17
Coding region: 1-2709 (902 amino acids)
Molecular function (GO): protein binding; RNA binding
Source: RefSeq, a predicted model, not a curated record